This is a messenger RNA of Gadus morhua (Atlantic cod), 5179 nucleotides long. It is a transcript of the gene rin1b, whose product is annotated as Ras and Rab interactor 1b. The record is from RefSeq and is a predicted model, not a curated record. The transcript has 12 exons. The coding region runs from base 173 to 2641 and encodes 822 amino acids. Gene Ontology annotation, cellular component: cytosol; endocytic vesicle. Lineage: Eukaryota; Metazoa; Chordata; Actinopteri; Gadiformes; Gadidae. Gene Ontology annotation, molecular function: guanyl-nucleotide exchange factor activity; small GTPase binding. Gene Ontology annotation, biological process: vesicle-mediated transport.
UUCACGCGCGUUGGUGUUUGUUAUGAUUGGACAUGCGGUCAGUGGCGCCCAGUGACGUAAACAACAUCCUCUUGGGUUGAAGCGAAGCCUACCUUUUCCGCCUUAAUGAGUAGUUCCGACCGUUGACUGAUUCACAGAUGUAUCCACAUGUAACGUGACUGCAACUUUGAUAAUGUGGAUGCAGGAGGAGGUGCGCCGUCCUCACUCAGGUCCUCAGCGGGCCUUCAGCGUGCUGGACCGGCUGCUCCUCACGCACCCCGUCUGGCUGCAGCUGUCGCUCAACCGAGACUCCGCCCUCUACAUCCUGCUGAGAGAGCCAGUCGGGACGUUCCUGGUGCGCAAGUGCGGCUUCAGCCACAGGAAGCUCCUGUGUCUCCGGGCAACCAAGGAGCGAAGCCCCGCCUCCAUCCGAGAGCUCUUCAUCUGUGAGGAAGACUCCACUUUCUCCUUGGAGAGCUCUGCACUCAGCUUCCCUGACCUCUGCAGACUGGUGGCCUUCUACUGCAUCAGCCGGGAUGUGUUGCCUUUCCCACUGCAGCUGCCCGAGGUCAUCGCUCGAGCGACCUCACACAGGCAGCUGGAAGCCAUCUCCCACAUGGGACAAGAGUUCUGGAACGCAUCGAGCCCCACCGAGAAUGGAUCCGUGGACCAGUCGGAGGAGUUCGGUCCCAAGGGCCAGCUUGUACCAGCUGUUGCGCCGGCGCUGGACCUGUUGGGGGGCCCACUGAAACAGGGGAAGCUUUGCUUCAUCAACCCCCUCUUCCUGCAGCUGGAGCUCCCCCAGAGCCAGCAGGCCCUCCAGACCCUUCAGGCCCUUCAGACCCAGCAGCAGCAGUCCAGCCACGGCGGCGCCUCCACCAAGCGGCUCCGCUUCAAGCGCAGCAUGCGGGUGCGUCUCUCCACCGACGGCUCCAUGCACCUCUCCAUGGAGGGCGGGGGCUCCUCCGCCUCCUCCUCCCCCUCCCGCACCCCGGAACGACCGGGGCCCCCCGAGGAGAGGCUCCCCCAGAGGAAGGUGCACGCCGGGGCCGGGCCCCUGAGGAGGAGCCCCGCGGUGUCCCCCGCCUCGCUGGAGGACGAGGAGCUGCCGCCGGCCCGGGCCCCGCAGGCGGCCGGGGAGCCCGUCCCCCCUCAGCAGGAGCCCAGCGUGGAGGCGGCGGUGCUGGGUCUGGACGCCGUGCCCACCCCCUCCCUGGCGGAGCUGGACAGCAGCAGCUCCUUCAGCAGUCUGGACGAGGAGCCCGACCAGGACGCCUCCCCGCCCGCUGACGACGCCUCCGCCUCCCUCGAGGGCUUCCUCCUUCCCCCCUCCGCCUCCACCUCCUCCUCCCCCUCCCUGCUCCAGGCGGCGGCCCCCCACCGCCCGCCCCUCAUGCGCUCCGGUUGCCGCGGCGGCCUGCAGCGCAUGAGCGCCGCCUUUGUGUGUUUCUUCGCCCCGGAGAAGCGGGUGACCCGGCUGGUGGAGGAGCUGUCCCGGGACCGCCGCUCCGCCUUCGGCGCGAUGGUCCAGGACUUCCUGCAGACGCAGAGGGAGGAGCUGAGGCGCCUGGCGUCGCCGUCCUCCUCCGCGGGGGCGGCGGGGGGCUCCGUGGAGGUGCUGCAGGGCCUGAGGCUCUUCCUGACCCAGGCCAAGAGCUGCCUGCUGGAUAGCGGGGAGCUGGAGCCGCCCAUCCAGACCCUGGUGCCGGAGAGCGAGCAAGACCUGGCCAUGGAGCGCGCCAUGUUCAGCUCCGUGCUGCGGCCCCUGAAGAAGCUCCUGGACAACACCCUGGUGGCCCUGCACCGCCUGGACGGCUCCUCGCAGCGCCUGGCCCAGGACCUGCUCCGCGUCAAGGGGGGCGGCCUGGAGCGGCUGGGGAUCCGGGCCCCCUCGGGGGCCGCCUACGACCGGGAGGUGGAGCGGGUGAGGCAGAAGCUGGGCAUGAUGCAGAGGUCUCACUCGCCCAUCGACAAGGUGCUGCUGCUGCUGCAGGCCUGCAAGUGCGUCCACAAGGCCAUGGGGUCCCUGCACCGACAGGAAGUGAGCUGGGAGGACUUCCUGCCGUCGCUCACCCACGUGAUUGUGGAGUGUAACAGGCCCCAUAUCCUCCUGGAGGUGGAGUACAUGAUGGAGCUGCUGGAGCCGUCCUGGCUCUGUGGAGAGGGGGGUUACUACCUGAGCAGCGUGUACGCCAGCCUCUGUCUGAUCCAGAGCCUGGAGGCCAAGGCGCCGCGUCCCCCGGGCUGCCUGACACGGGAGGCCCAGGAGGAGCUCAGGGAGUGGGGCCGCAGGCGGGGACGGGAGGCCCAGAUACACCGGGAGAGCCAGAGGAUCCAGAGGUGCGUGCGGAUCCUGUUCCAGGACGGCGAGCAGAGCGCCGUGCGCACCCUGCAGUGGCAGGCGGGCGACUCGGCGCCGGCCCUGGCCCAGCUGUGCGCCGACGCCUUUGGCGUGCCGGACGCCGGCCGCUACGCCCUGUACUGGCGCAGCGGCGGCGAGAUGCGGCCGCUGCCCCCCCACGCGCGGCCCCAGGACCUGGCGGGGCACAGCGAGGGGGGGCCCUCGCUGUCCUACCUGCGCACCGACCACGACUUCAGCAAGAUGCGGCGGCUGACCCGCGGCGGGGCGGUGGACCUCAGCGAGUCGGUGUGCGAGGAGUGAGUGAGGGGGCGGCGGCCGGGGGGCUGUGGUGGUGGUGGUGGUGGUGGUGGGUGAAAGGCGCUGGUGGUGGUGGUGGCGGUGGACGGAGUGUCCGUCUCCCGCUCUGAUUCUCCCUCUUCCUUACGUCUUGCGUCUGGCCCUCGGGCCUCUCUCUCUCUCUCUCUCGCGCCUCGUUCGUCCUCGAGGUCAUCGGAGGGUCGGUCUCAUCAUGAAGUCAACGGGUCGGAUGGUUUUUGUCUUCCUCGUGUCUCGUCGCGAGGUCGUUGGGGUCCAGGGAAAAAACAAAACAAACCCCCCGAACACAUUCGCUCUUUUAAAGAACUGGAGGGAGGACCUUUGACCUACCCCCGCCCCGUCUCCCCUCUCCCCCCACCCACACCAGACACGGGCCCCCGAACACAGUCCGAGGAACCCCUGCUUGGAGGGCGGCCGACCUCCCCUACGUCCCUCCUACGUCCCAUAACCCAACGCAAAAGAAACCUUUGGUGUGUGUGUUCUUGCUCUUUUUUUCCUCCAUCACAUGGAUCCUAUACUCUUACAUGUUGAAGUGAGUUAAAUACCCUUCUACGAGAAGUAAACCCCGAGAUCUGUUUCUGAAAGGAUAUUCUGAGCAUCAUUAGAGAGCGAGCGAGCGUGAGGAGAGAGGAGGCGGUCUGGAGCCCAAAGAGAGUUUCCAAGAUAGACCAGUUGCUUGGAAACACAACUCAAGCCUGUUCCUCGUGUAUGUGUGUGUGUGUGUGUGUGUGUGUGUGAGUGUGUGUGUGUGUGUGUGUGUGUGUGUGUGUGUGUGUGUGUGUGUGUGUGUGUGUGUGUGUGUGUGUGUGUGUGUGUGUGUGUGUGUGUGUGUGUGUGUGUGUGUGUGUGUGCGAGAGAGAGCUCCGUUCGACCACCUCGGCGAGGCUCCCACCUUUCACAAUAUAACUCUGGGCCGGGGGGGGGUUAUGAUUUGUCUUGUGUAUACACAGCAUUGUGUUGGGUCUUAACCCGGGUUGUGUUACGCAGGUUCGUGGGAUGUGAACCGAUGUCGUGGGCUUAACUUCACGUUGAACAACGUGCUUUCUGAAAUGUUAUGUUUUUUUUUAAACACACUGCCUAACAACACUAGAUGAUCAUCCCACAGUAGUCAAACACAGUCAGACGGACAGCUGGUGAGGAGCAUAAAAUAACAGAAGUAAACUUAUCGAGAGCAUAGUGAGAGAGAGCUGGAAAGCGAGCCAACGGGAAGCAAGUGCGUUCAAACUAUUAAUACGUUGACUAUUAAUAAGCUGAGGGCUGCGUGCCAGUAGGAGCCAGCCUCACCAACCAUGGUCCUGGAAGGAGGAGGAACACUGAGUGAGAAGUCAGCCUUUCCACCGCACAUCAGGGGAUGCUUUAGUUCAAUCAACCCCCCCCCCACACGCCCAGACCCCCCUGAUGGAAAGGGUCGGAGCGGUAAUCCCACGGGAUCAGGCUGGGAUGGGGAAAGUUCCCGGGGAUAAUUACAGUGGGAUUCAGCCUCCCCCCCCCCUCCUCCCCAGCCCCAAUGCUGUUGUUUCUCUCCCUGAGUUUGACCUUCUUCUGAAUGGCGACCCACUUGUGCAGUUUUUGUUUUUUUCCGUAGUGUUAAAUAAUCUUGUUAUGACAAGAGUACCAAGAAGGACCAUGUCUUAAUCACUUAUUGAUAUUAAUAAUGCUAACAGUAACGACUACACACCGGGUCUGUGUCUUACCUCAUGGUGAUUGGUUGAAUGUAAAUGUCGACGCUGCCAGCUCAUUGGUUGGCCCUCCGCCGCGAGUCAUCCUUUCCCACGGACUUUGACGUCAUCGCUCACGAACACGAUGCAUAUCAGAAGUAAUCAAAUAUAUUAAAAAUAACGGGACGGCUAUCACGUCCGGUAUGGAAUAUAGGUCAUUCGAAAAAGAUUUAUGUGCAGGGGUACUUUAUGAAAGCGAUAAUGUGGUUUAAAUAUAAGUGCAUGCUUUUUUUAUUUGUACAUGUGAAGUUUCUGCGAAUGUAGACUGUGUGCGCGGGUCUCUGUGUGUGUAUGUGUGUGCGUAUGAGUGCGAUGCAUGUGUUGAUUGUAUGCCAACAUUAAGAUGCCCACUAUUUAUUUUUAAUGGGGAAAAAAACACAUCAAUGUAUUAUCGUCAUGUAAUAUCAAUAUCACAAUAAAACAGCAAUAUCUGUUCAUAACGUUGUUUCAUCACGUUUUCUGUCCCGGUCUGAUGACAUCAUAUGCACUCCUCGACAUGGUAAUGAAACAUCGAGUCAGUCCGUUAUCAAAAGGCCUUAAAGCUUUUCUCUGAGUGGCCGGAGGAUUCCAUUUGAGAGUCCGUUUUGCUCUCAAUCCUAGCACUGUGGAAUAACGUUGCGGUGUGUGAGACACAAUGCAACAUGUGUGUAUGCGUUGCUAUAUCAAGCUUUGUUUUUACGCACAAUAUAACAACUCAAUACUGUGUGUCCUGGGCUGCUCACUCUUAGCACGAUUUAGAUAUAACAGAUUUUAUUUUCAAUAGCCUAUUGAAAUAAUAGGACGUUAAUACAAUUACACAAAAAAA